GGCACCACUAACAUAGUUACAAUGCACCCCCUCUCCUAAAAGAAAAUAAAAAACAUUUAGAAGUCUUUUAAAAGCCCUUACUUAAUAGAAUAGUAUUCUGAAUAGCAUUAGUCUCUUACAAGGAAAAACAAACAAACAGAUUUUUAUUUAACACAAUUGUAAAAGUUUUAUGAACACACUUUGUCCUCAUUUCUCUUAAUUGCCAAUGUUGAAGUAACUGUUUACUUAGCUGGUCAUAGUUGACAUCUCUCCCAGGUCAUUCUGAGGCGAUGACUCUGCAGUCCUGACCAGCAGCUCCCUGUGGUGGAUCUGGCACGGAGUGUGGAAGAGCCGAGGGAAUGAUAUUUGGACACUCUGUGUCCAGGAAUAGAAGACUGUGUCGGCGCUCCUGUGUCAGUUUGAUUGAAGAGUUUGCCGAGUGUCUCAGCCUGGCAUCUUCUUUCUUUGAAUUUAAAUGUACAUGAAAGAAGACAAAUGUCAAGUAAAUGAGUUAAAGGGGGGCCUGCACAGUAGAUCAUUGUUUGGGGUCCCUGCCGAGUUUCUGUUUGGGGAUUUUCCAGCUUGGGCAUGGUGACAGACAGAUUGCCACUGAGCUGUUGCUGCACAAGGCCGAGUGUUUAAAAAAAGCACACAGUCUCACUCUUGACAGUACGUAGACAUCAGAUAUUGUUUUAAUGGUUUAAAAUCAGUUCACCUGAGUUACAAUUUGAGAUCUUUAUUUCCUGUGUUGGUGAAAAUAAUGUGGCAUCUUAUACCCGGAUUCUCUUGGACUCUUUUCCUGCGUUUGUUAAUGAGUUAAUGUCAAGUGUAUUUAUUUCUGUAAAGCUGAGCUUUGCCUGGGAAACAGGAAAGAGAGUGAAGUCUAUAAAAGUGCAGGCUGUGUGAUGUCAUGCUUGUUCCCAACCCGGAGCCAGAGAAGCAGCAUCUGUGAGAGCCCCCGGGACUGGGAAUGGGCUUUCACAAACUCGCAUCAGGGUGUUGACCACACCAGAGCCUGCCAAUUGAAAAACACUGCAGGAUUGUGUCAGAUAAUAGCCUGAAAGCCCAGCGAAGCUGGUCAAAACAGAGCUCGUGUUCAGGGGAGGGUGUGUUCUUGAAGCACUAUGUAGAAAACUUUCUAGCGUCCUGCGAAAAGGCCAGAUUUCAUGCUCGACCGACCCACGAGCAGGUCUGUAUCACAGCUGCUGCACUGUUCGUUUCUGCUCCAAAAAGUUCAUGGCUGUGCUUCGUCCAUGAGAGGCUUUAGCUUCUUUGUGAGUCUCUGAGCUAAACGGAAGUGUUGUGUGAACAAGCGUGAGGCAGAGAAGUGGGAUCGGUUACAGCCGUGGUUCUUCGUGCUGUGGUCGGUGCCGGGGAUAUCGGUGAGAGAUGUGAGGCAGUCGGCUGCGUGCCGUGGGUGUGGUGUCUGCUAAAGAUGUUUUUUUCUUCGAGAUGCUUGGUGUUCCAAUGAAUUCCUGUGUCGAUGGCCAGCAGCACUGUCUUAUUUGUGAGGGAACCGUGAAGCAGUAUUCAGAAGGAAACUGCUGGAGUAAAUAAUGGACCAAGCGCAAAAGCGGCUCCACGCGUGACCACUGUGUGUUCUCUGCCACGGGGAGAGGACUGAGCCCAGGGCCCGGCUGUCGGAAGCAAUGCCCUGCCGUAACCCACCAUGACAGCUGUGGGAAGAACAGGAUCUGGCACUCGGAGGUCGGACUGGGUUUCCUUCAGCGAUGAGCUUCCUCCGCCUGCGCGGGGACUCAAGAGAGAUGGUCACCAUGUCCUGCCCCAGCUGGCUCCUGACCCCGCCCCCCCGGAGACCCCGCCCCCGGGCGUGGCCCAAGGGGGUGUGGCCUGGCAGCCGGACCCUGCUGUGCAGAAGCAUGUGUGGGUCCAGUUCGAGGACAAGGCGUGGAGCAGCCCGGCGCCCUGGCGGCCACAGGUACCAGGCUCCUCCGCGGCGGUGCCCAGCCGGAACCCGGUUUCCUCCGCCAGUUUCUGGAGCGCCGCUUCCUCCUCCGACAGCAGCCCGACGACGCGCUCCGAGGAGCCCGGCUGUCCGAGCGCAGGGGCCUCCUGCGCUGACCUGUCCUCGCUCCCGGAGGACGCCCGCAGCGGGGCCGUGUCCCGGGCCCACUCCUCCAACUCUUCUGUCUUUCAAGAAGAUGAAUAUAUAGCCAUGGAUGCCGUCAGCUUGCGCUCCACCCACAAACAAACGAGCAGCCCAACGGGAACAACAACCGCUCGCUUCGGCAGCUGGGUGACCUUCGACGACGAUGAAGGCAACUUGGGAAGCCCCGGGACGUCGUCCCUGGGAGCGAGCAGUCUCAACCAGUUUCCGCUGCAGGACGCCAACAGCAACUUCGUCGCCCGAGGGGAGCGACACGGGGAAAGGGAGGGGAAGGGAGGUUUGCUGGACGUGUCGCUGGCCAAGACCAACUACGGGUUCAGUGUGGAGAGCCCGCUGUUCAGUAGCAGCACUCCGGCCCGAAAGAAAAACCCGUUCCUGGAUGACGAUCUGGCCGAUGUUCAGCCGUCUCCCAUCAACCCUUUCAGUGCUUAUUUUGAUAAAAGUGAGGCACAGCAGAGUAAUGGAUCGCGUCCGGAGAGCUCUCACUCUUAUUCAUUCAGCUCCCCUUUCUUCACCGACAGCGCUGGCCCCAGCAAGGAAUCCAUCUUCCUCUUCACGCCUGGUUUUGAUGCCAGCGGUGAAGAUGUGUUCGGCAGCGCUCCUCAGAACGAGGCCCUGGAAGAUCUUACGCAGCUGGGGAUGGCAGACCCAGACCCGCUGGGCAGUCCCACCUUGCCUGAUGACCCCAUAGAUGAGGAGGAAGAGGAGGAUCUCCCCUUCCUGCCUUCCUACAUGAAGCACAGGGAUGGCUGGCCAAUGAUGUUGAGGAUACCUGAAAAGAAAAACAUCAUGUCCUCUCGGCACUGGGGGCCCAUUUUCGUGAAGGUGACAGAAACGGGGUGCUUACAGCUCUUCUAUGAAAAGGGACUGGAGAAGCCCUUUAAGGAACUUCAGCUGGACAGCAGCCAUGAACUUUCAGCAGCUAAGCUUCAGAACUACGACGAGAAUGGUAGAGUUCAUACCGUUAGUGUCGACCAUGUCGUUUAUAAGGAAAGACGGAAAAUCCAGACAAAGGUGGCUGUAGUUCAUGCACCUAUAAAGGAACAGUUGAUCAAGCUUGGAACAACAAAUUAUGAAGACUUUCUGAGCUUCAUGUAUGUGGUUCAGGAUAGGCUGAUGCAACUGCCAGUGGAAAUGGACAUGGUUUGCUCCAACACAUCUUAUGCUGAGGAGGUGAUACUUGUGGACGUCAGCGACGAGUUUCAUGGAGUUGUGUCCAAAGGGGACAACAGAAUAUUGCAGCAGUUGGUGGUGACCCACGUUCACGUUUUAGCCUUUAUUUCUGGGUCACCGUUGUGCAAGAUAGGCUUCAACGAUAUCCAAGUGAAAGGAAAUGAAAUUGUGUCCAGGCACGACAUCAUUCCGAACAGCACAACCAGGUGGAUUAAGCUCCGAGACUGUCGGUUUCAUCAGUCGGCAGACGAGAAGGGAUUUACAAACUCGAGAAUGAUUUUCUUUACUCCCCCGAGUGGCUGUAGGUUUGAGCUGAUGCGUUUCAGGACACCCUUCGCUGAGAAAAUGCUGCCCUUCACCAUGAGAACUGUAGCCACCAUCAAGGGGGCCGAGGUGGAGGUGCAGUCCUGGCUAGUGAUGUCAUCGGGGUUUUCGUCCAAUCGGGAUCCCCUGUCACAGAUCCCGUGUGAAAAUGUCAUGAUCCGUUAUCCCGUCCCCUUGACCUGGGCAAAAAACUUCCGGAGAGACAGUGUGAUGGGAGAGAAGUCCUUGAAAGCCAGGAUUAAUAAAAGUGCCAGCUUUGGUUCCAUGAGUUCUUCUGGAUCAGAGCCCGUGAUGAGGGUCACUCUGGGGACCGCCAAAUAUGAGCACGCCUUCAAGUCUGUAGUAUGGAGAAUAAACAGGCUCCCGGACAAAAAUUCAGCUUCGGGACACCCCCACACCUUCUUCUGCCGCCUGGAGCUGGGGUCCGACUGGGAGGUGCCGCGCGGGUUCCCGGCCCAGCUGGAGGUGGAGUUCGACAUGCCCGCCGCCUCCGCCUCCAGGGCCACGGUGCGCUGCCUGGCCGCGGGGGACCGGACGGACGUCAGGAAGUGGGUCGGCUACAAGGCGCACUACAGCUACCAGGUGGAAAUGGAGCAGAAAACAGAUUUGGCGGAGGAUCUGAACAGCCUGCAAACAGAGAAACCAAAUCGGUGCUCACAGCAGUGACUCUUUCACAGGGACGAAGAGCUUUGCACUUUGGGGAAAAAAUAUUCAAAAAGGCAUCACCUAACACACUGAUUUUUAGAUAGCGAUAGAAAUGGACUUUAAUAUUGUUUUUCCAAAAGGGAAAGGCCUAUGUGGUCUGAAAGAGCGACUUGUCCUUGUAUUAACUAAUUUAUUAGCUGUGAGACAGGAUUGCCUGCUUUAAACAUUUAGCGUUUGGGGAAUUAUGGGUUUUGACAGCUGCUGCUGAUGUGUUUAUUUUUGGUAAUUGAUUUUUUAACCAUGCAGGUUUACAUAAGGCACUUUUUACAGCUGAUCAAGCAGUGCUCUUCUGAGAAUGUGCUUAGGCUAAAAGGUGCUUAAUUAAAAAGCAUCCUUAAGAUAUUAUUGAAAAAUAUCAAAAAUAUAAACUUGAAUACUAACCAUUUUUUCCACAAAACCAAUCUGAAACAAAGGUGCCUUCACAUUUGGAUUUCACCUAGUUUAGAUAUAGGCAAGUUAACUUGCAUUGUUUCUACAAAAGUAGUAAAACUGUAGUUUGUAUAUAUCUAAACCAAAAUUCUUUGUUGUAUGGUUUUCAGCAUCUGAUGUUUUUACAGUUGCUUUUUUCAGCAUUAGAGUGAAAGAACUGGAAUUUUUCCUGUAUAAAAAGAGAAAAUACUCAAAAGCAGUUUAAAAAUUGUGAAAUAACACAUAUGUAAGAUUUUUUGCUUGGUGGCAGAGUACUACUGUUAUGCAUUUUUUUCAUGAUAACACACAAUAGUAGAAAUGCUUACUUCUAUUUUUUAAAAUAUAUUUUCCUACUCAGAUAUGUAAACUACUGCUGAUCAUUCUCAUUUCAACGGUUGUUAUGUACUGGCCUUCAGAGCAGUAUCUAUACAAACAUUUAUUAUGCUGUAAAGUAAGUUUUUAAUGUUACGGUAAUGAGGUUUAAUGCUGAGUGUUGAACACCAUUUUGAUUUGAACCUGGUGCACUGAAGUCUUUAUUUAGAACUUAAAAUUUGCACCUUAAAUUAUGACUCCUUUGAAGCAAACACAAAAACUUGAAAGCUUUAAUCAACGAUGUUAUUUAGACAUAAAAAGCUAUGUUGUAAAUAUAUAAAAUUAUAUUGCCUUCCAUACCAGAAAGACUCAAAUAACUUCUAAAAAAAUUAUAGCAGAGGUUGUGUUACAUUACUGUUACAGUCUGACUAUGGUAAAUCACAGUGUUGAAACCACAACCUCCUAUAAUGCUGUACAUCAGGGCUUUUUCAGUGAAACUUUAUCCAAGAUUCAAGAUUCUGAUUUGUUCUGUGAGGUUAAGGCUGGGUAAACUGCAUAGACCUGCUGUGUAUUAAAAGACAUUUUUGAUUGAAGAGUUUUUGUUUGAACCAGGAACGAAUACUCUGUGUCUUCCAUUUGUGCUUCUAUAACCUGCUGAUCUGACAGUAGCUUGUUGUUUUUUGUUCAGGGCGACAGUGAUCACCUUUUAAAGUAACACGCUUGGUAAGAGAAGAGAUUUAGGAUUAUACACAUGAAGGAGAGAGACUGAAGGACAAGGAUAUAGAGGAAAAAAAAAUAUUUGUAACAAGUGACAGUGAUCCGGACUGUUGUGUCUGUGAUGGUUAAGUAAAAACUCUGUUCCAGCUUUUGAGUUUUAAACCAUUUUUUAUUUCUGUAUUAACGAUGUGAGGCCAUAGAUAAUCCUGGUAAUUCAGCAAUUAAAAAGCAUUUAACUACUGUAAGUUUAUAAAGUUUCAUUUGGAGAAGAACACAUUUGUAGGAUUAAAGUCUUUUUUCAAAUUUA
Molecule: messenger RNA, 6053 nt
Organism: Lepisosteus oculatus (spotted gar)
Lineage: Eukaryota; Metazoa; Chordata; Actinopteri; Semionotiformes; Lepisosteidae
Gene: ston2
Product: stonin 2
Biological process (GO): regulation of endocytosis; synaptic vesicle endocytosis
Cellular component (GO): synaptic vesicle; clathrin-coated vesicle
Molecular function (GO): clathrin-cargo adaptor activity
Source: RefSeq, a predicted model, not a curated record